AUGGCUUCGGAGCAAGACUCCGCAAACGCGACUGCGACCGUCGCCACCUCAGACACUACUGCUCGUCUCUCAACCCCGCCAGAAGGCAUGUCCGACGGAGAGCGAGAGCGAACCACAAGGGAAAAGCUGAAAAAGACAUCAAUUGCUGGGCUGUCCCAACACUCUCGGGCUGGCAAUAACUCUGCUGCAGGCAGUGAACCGGAUGCGUUAAUUGUCCCAGAAAACCCCUCCGAAAAUGGUGGAUCUCGAGGACGGCCAUCUAAGAAACGGUCUUUCGAGGAGCUGGCCAAGCAGGAGCCGAGUAGUCCAGUCGAGAAUGGCACGGUGGAUACUCUACGUAUUGGUCACAAGAGGAUGCGUUCGAGGGAGGUUCCCCACGAUGCUAACCUGGCAGCUGAGUACCACCAGCCAAGUGACGUGCAAGAAGAGAGCGAUGAAGACGCUAAGAAAUCUCCCGGAGGCCCUGGUAUCCUUGUUGCUUCAACAGAGGGCGACACAGACAGCCAGGCUACGCUCGAAGGACGAAGCAAGUCACACGAGCACAAGCGAGCGCCUAAUGAGUCUACGACAAGCACUGGUGCAGGGUCUGUUGAUUCGAACACAGCUGUGCAGGACCCUAGCGCAAGUCAAACCCAGGGGUCGGCCACUGGCGGGUCGUUCAAGUCGACGUUGGCCCCCAGCUCGGGGUUCACAAACACAUCCUCUGCAUCACCCUUUGGAGCUGUACGAUCACCACCAGCAUCGGACGCAGAGGGCAAGUCACCAUCCAUAACUUCUCCUUCUGCAUUCGCUACCUCCGGUCUGUCCGCAUUUGCUGGCCAGGACAAGUCCCCCUUUGGUGCGGCCGCGACAGCAAAAGCCGCAGGCGGUUUCGGCGGCAGCGGCACUUCAGGAUUUGGUGGGGUUAGCUCUGGGCUUGGGGGAGGGUUCGGAGGAGGUUCGUCAGCCUCGAGCUUCGGUGUCGGUCCUUCGCCCUUCGGUGCCAAGAGUAGCUUCGGCGGGGGAACAUUUGCCUCGUCGACCGCCGGUGGGUUUGGUACCACUGGAACAGGUUUCGGUGGCGGCGCUGCGCCGAAACCAUUUGGCGGACCCCCAGCUCGUUUCGGUUCCAAGAGCAAGAACGACGAUGAGGCCGAGGCCAGUGAUGCAGAGGACGUCAAAGAUCAGCACGACGAGCGAGAGGAAGAGAAACAAGACAGCCGCUUCCACAAGCAGGAUUUGGAAACCGGUGAAGAGGGUGAGGAGACCAUCUUUAAUGCUCGAGCGAAACUGUACCAUUUUGAGAAGGAGUGGAAAGAGCGAGGUACCGGAGUCCUCAAGGUCAAUGUGCGGCAAGAGGUCCAAGCCGCGGCCUCGGACGCGGAAGCCGAUGCCGAAAACGGAGAAUCAGCCAAGAUUGUACUGAGGGCACGGGUGAUUAUGCGAGCCGAUGGCGUACACCGUGUGAUCUUGAACAGCCCCGUUUUCAAGGAAAUGAAGGUUGGCACGGAAUCCGGCGAGACGCCCACCAGCAAGACUAUGUUCUUGACUGGAAUGGAUGACGGCAAUCCCAGACUCUUCCAGAUCAAGAUGGGCAAAGAGGAGACGCUGAAGGAGCUAUACCAGCGAAUCAUCGAAUUCAAAGAGGAAUUGUGA
This is a messenger RNA of Cyphellophora europaea CBS 101466, 1635 nucleotides long. RefSeq lists its product as uncharacterized. The transcript is spliced from 3 exons. Gene Ontology annotation, cellular component: nuclear pore; cytoplasm. Gene Ontology annotation, biological process: intracellular transport. Gene Ontology annotation, molecular function: GTPase activator activity. Lineage: Eukaryota; Fungi; Ascomycota; Eurotiomycetes; Chaetothyriales; Cyphellophoraceae. The record is from RefSeq and is a predicted model, not a curated record. Bases 1 to 1635 code for a protein of 544 amino acids.